This is a messenger RNA of Iphiclides podalirius (scarce swallowtail), 453 nucleotides long. The record is from the annotation of a GenBank genome assembly. NCBI's taxonomy places the organism in Eukaryota, Metazoa, Arthropoda, Insecta, Lepidoptera, Papilionidae.
AUGGCUGCAGUGCAAGAGGCAAGACGUGAACCUAUUCAGGCCGUCCAAGUUUUUGGCCGCAAGAAAACAGCGACCGCGGUUGCUUACUGCAAACGCGGCCAUGGGGUACUCCGUGUGAACGGGCGCCCGCUUGAUCUUGUGGAGCCGCGUCUUCUACAGUACAAACUGCAGGAGCCCAUCCUACUCCUCGGCAAGGAGAAGUUCUCCGGUGUUGACAUCAGAGUUACAGUGAAGGGUGGUGGUCAUGUAGCACAAGUGUACGCCAUCAGACAGGCUAUCUCAAAGGCUCUCAUCGCCUUUUACCAGAAAUAUGUAGAUGAAGCAUCCAAAAAAGAAAUUAAGGACAUCCUUGUCCAAUACGACAGGAGUUUGUUGGUUGCUGACCCUCGUCGCUGCGAGCCCAAAAAGUUCGGAGGUCCAGGCGCCCGUGCCAGAUACCAGAAAUCCUACCGU